Molecule: messenger RNA, 2301 nt
Organism: Chaetomium strumarium
Lineage: Eukaryota; Fungi; Ascomycota; Sordariomycetes; Sordariales; Chaetomiaceae
Product: putative cytochrome P450
Exons: 3
Coding region: 224-1933 (569 amino acids)
Molecular function (GO): heme binding; monooxygenase activity; iron ion binding
Source: RefSeq, a predicted model, not a curated record
GCUGAAACCUGGAGCACGAGCCACCGAAUUCGACAAGUGAUAUCGGAGAUUGACACGCGUCCGGGCCCAUUGCUGCAAGGUCCUUUUUGAGCUUCGGUCGUUUGUCUUCCCGCGGGCCCCUCCCCUUCGCCGCUUUUCUACAUGCCGUACACGGUUUUCUGCCCUCAAUUUUCCCUUUUGGCCCUACGAAACUUGUCUUUCCACAGCACACCUCCAGGAAACUAUGGCGGCCCUGUUCUGGGUCCUCUGCUCGCCCGCGCUCGUGGCUGCCGUCGUGGCCGUCCACAGCGCCGUCUCAUUGGCCCGCAACUACCUCGUCGCACGCCGCAUCGGCCUGCCCGUCCGCGUCAUUCCCAUCGACCACACCAAUCCCCUGUGGUUGGCCGUGGACCGUAAGGUCCUCGCCUACGUGAGAAGGCUGCCCGGCUUCCUGGGCGACAACAGCUUCACGCGAUACAAUUUCCGAGCAUGGGAGAUGUACGACCGGCUGCGGCCGCACCAGGAGAUGGGCGAUGCCUUUGUCAUAGUCACGCCCGCCAGGAUCUGGUUCUACCUGGCUAGCCCGGAGGCCCUGAUGGAUUGCUUCCACCGCCGGACGGACUUCCCGAGAUGCGUGGAGAUGACCGAGAUCCUCAACGUCUUUGGCAAGAACCUGAGUACCGUCGAGGGGCAGCAAUGGAAGACACAGCGGAAGAUCAUCGCCACCUGCUUCAACGAGCAGAACCAUGAGGUCGUCUGGACCGAGAGCCUGUCGCUGGCCCGCGACAUGCUGGCCUACUGGGCCCGGCAGCCGGCCGUGACCACCUCGGCUGAAGACCUCCGCACCCUGUCUCUGCACGUGCUCUCCGGGGCCGGCUUUGGCAAGUUCUACAAGUUUGAGGGCCACACGGAGCGGUCCGACAGCAGCGUGUCGGCCAACUACAAGAACUCGCUCCAGAUGAUCCUCGAGAACUGCGUGCUCAUCAUGGCGCUGGGCCCGGCCUUCCUGGCCCGGGCGCGACCGUGGCUGCCCGGCACCUGGAAGCUCGCCAAGCUGGCCGACACGUGCGCCGCCUUCCAGCGGUACAUGACGGACCAGUACGAGGAGGAGAAGCGGGCGAGCCUGGUGCAGGACAAGACGCAGGCCCGCCCCGUCGCGGCCAAGACGCUCAUGAGCUCGCUGGUCAGCGCCUCGCAGGCCGAGGCCCGCGCCGGCGCCGGCGCCGGCGGCCUCAGCGAGAGCGAGAUCUACGGCAACAUGUUUAUGCUCAACUUUGCCGGCCACGACACCACCGCGCACACGUUUACCUUUGCCAUCUACUUCAUCGCGGCCAACCCGGACGUGCAGGACUGGCUCUCGGACGAGAUCCGCGCCGUGCUCGGCGGCGGCGACGACCCGGCCGGCUGGAAGUACGCCGCCAGCUUCCCGCGCCUCAAGCGCUGCCUGGCCGUCAUGCUCGAGACGCUCCGCCUCUACACGGUGGUGCCCGUGUCCAAGUGGGUCGGCGACCAGACCGUGUCGCUCCAGGUGGGCGGCAAGACGGUCGUGCUGCCGCCCAAGACCAUGUUCAUACCCAGCUACGCGGCCGUGCAGACCGACCCCCGGUACUGGGGCUCCGACGCGCUCGCGUGGCGGCCGUCACGCUGGAUCCAGGAGGGCGGUGCCGCGCCGGGCGACGAGGAUCUCGUCGCCUUCGAGAAGGGCACCUUUCUCGGGUGGUCCGAGGGCGCGCGCGACUGCCCGGGCAAGAAGUUCUCCCAGGUCGAGUUCGUCGCCACCAUGGCGGCGCUGUUUCGCGACUGGCGCGUCGACCCGGCGCCGCUGCACGACGGCGAGAGCCGCGAGGCGGCGCGGAAGAGGGUGCUCGACCUGAUUGAGCAUGACUCGGCGCCCGUCCUCCUGCUGCAGAUGCUCCACCCGGAGAGGGCACCAUUGGUUUGGAAGAGGAGGUGAACAUGCCAUUGGCAUGGCGGCUCGUGGGGGCGGCGGAGAAUCCGUAAUGGGAUGGAGCGCGGCGGCGCGGCUCGCGUUGUGGGGUGUGGUAUGCUUCGUGUAACAGCAUCUUGGUGAAGCAAGCUGGCGGGGCGCUCUCCCCUGGUCGUUCGUGACUUCUGCCUGGUCAGGCCGGUUCGUUUUGGUAAUCUGAUUAUGUCGCAAGCCCGCAUGGAGAAUUCAUGUUACCGUUCCUAUCCAUUGACCCGUGAACCUCCGGUUGGAGCAACGACGAUAUCGCGGUGCUAGUUGUGGCACCAAAUGUGAUGACUGCUGCCAAGAUGUGGCGUGGGCAGCUGCAACCGUGGCCCAUGAGUGGUUGCCAGGCG